This is a messenger RNA of Klebsormidium nitens, 2520 nucleotides long. NCBI's taxonomy places the organism in Eukaryota, Viridiplantae, Streptophyta, Klebsormidiophyceae, Klebsormidiales, Klebsormidiaceae. The record is from the annotation of a GenBank genome assembly.
GCCAGCGCUAGUGUCGCAUUGCUCAGCUCAAUGAGAGAGAGGAUCAGAGCCGCUCUUGAACCUCUCCACCUUCACAUCUGGCCCAACAACAUGGGCCCAACCUACUUAGUAGCAAUUUGAGGUUGGUGCGCAGCAUUGCCAGAUUCCCUGCCGCCAGUGGUGGCACCAGCUCGCACACCGGGUGGUACACUAAGAUACUUCCAAGAGGGCUCACAACUGUUUUGCAGCUACGAUUGAAAGACGUAGCUGCGUGCCACUCUCUGAACCUUGGGUCCUGAAAGCACCAGAGAUCACUUUUCAUGAGAAGGAGCUUGGCUGGCUCGCUCACCUUCCUUGAAACGCUGCGUUGUCUGGCUGGCGCAUUGUUUUGUACAGAAAGCCGCCACCCGCGGCCUGUCAGCAACAAGGGAUCUGUGUACAUAGGCUAUGGGUGACGAGUGGUGGCCUACGGCGGAUGGGGGCCUUGAAUACUUUCAGCACACGGACGAGAGGGCGCCCUUCCGCUGGUCUCCAUUCCGCUGCAACGAGGUGAUGCGCGAUCGCCCCUGGAGCGUCAUCGAAGACCUCCACGAUCGAGUCGCCGCUGGGAAAGCUUCCCUGGACGACGUGUCGCCCCUGUCCGAAUCACGCUCCGAUUCGGACGGUCCUGAAGCAUGUGGACUGGGGGACAAUCCGGACAAGCAGGUGGCGUCCGAGGAGGGCGAGAACGAAUCUGAUUCUUGUAGGGAGUCCAGUAACGGCAGCGAGUCGGCGGGCUGUGAAGCGCCUGAAAGGCGAGAGACAAGUGAACAACGGAGAAAGUCGGACGAUCGGGUUGCCUUCGCCCAAGAAAAGCUUUCGGAUGGGUCUCGGUCCUCCGAUCUUGGCACCGAUCGGAACGGCUGUGCAGUGUUUGUCGUGGACGGCAAAGCAUCAAACGGUCGAGGCGCCUUUGAUGAAAGCGAGAACGGUCUCAGGUCGUCGGCAAGCUACGGACUGAAAUCGGACGUUUGGGGGCCGUCCGUUGAGGACACUUCAAUCGCGGGAACUCGAAGAGCUUCCGAAAGGUCAAAAGAUUCCAAGGGUCCCAUAUCGCUCGUCCGUUACAGAGUUCCGGGCAAUGGUGAGCCGUCCGAAGGGGCGACGCCGGGUUCUCGGAAGCAAUCCGAGCGGCGGACGUUCAAGAUCGAGCUGGCGUACAGCGGUCGGCACUUCUGGGGGUGGCAAAAGCAGACUGGCCACAAGACCGUGCAAGAUGCGCUGGAGCGCGCCUUACGUUCCGUUCUGGACGAUUGCGAAGGCCGGAACGGGAAGGAAUCGGACGGAACCGCCUCCAAACACAACGCAAACGCUACCGUGGCUGGGAGAACGGACCGGGGCGUCAGCGCCGCCGGACAGGUGGUCUCCUGGUAUACCCGCUGUCCAGACGUCAACUGUGAGGUGAUUGCGGAGGCCAUCAGCCGCGAAGCGCCAGCGCGGUUGCGGGCGGUAGACGUGUCUCAGGUGAGCCGCAGCUUCCACGCGCAGUUCUCCGCCAAGUGGCGCCACUACGUGUACCUGUUUCCGCUCAAGGGGGGGGAGCUCCAGGCUGACGGCCGCAUAAGGAUGCAGCCCCCCGGAGCGGCGGCGCCGCACCAACCACGUGACACUGUGAAUACGAUCCCGCCGUUGGUGUUUAGUGUGCAAGCACUGGGCGGGAUGAUGCGGCGAUUGGAGGGACGGAGCAUAAGCUAUGGGAGCUUUGCGCGGGAUACGAGGGCAGAUAGAAGCAGCGGCCAGCACGUGGUCUGCCACCUGUACAAGGCACGUGCCGACGUCGUCACUGUGACGUCACCCUCACACAGUCCACGCGCGCUGCACCACGCGUUGCGGUUCACUCUCAUCGGCAAUCGCUUCCUCCACAGGAUGGUCCGGGUCGUCGUGGCGACAGCCAUUCGAGAAGCGGCUGCUGGUUCUUCAGAAGACGCACUUCUGCGUCUUGCCUCCUUAGAAAGCAGGCGGGCGACUGCGCCGCCCGCACCUCCUGAGGGGCUGACACUCGCGGCAGUGGGAUACGAUGGCUUUAGUUGACGCUGACCAGCGUUUACAAACGACCGAGCUUUUGUUCUUCCCUGAACACAGAAAACUGCUCCGGCUUGCUUGCGAAGAUAGAAACCAGACCGGCAACUGCGCCACCGAAGUGAGGUACGAUGUCUUUCCCUGAAUUGACUCUGACUGCCCCGUUGCAAGUCACCGACCUCUGGGUUUUCCCAACGGAGGAAGGGGGUUGCGGCAGCCUAUUGGAGCCGGCCCCCGCUUUAAUACUUCCAAAAACCAGCUGUCGCACGCGUUUAGUGAGUUAAGCUAGGAGUAUGUAGCAAUUCAACGUACAUUUGCAAGUUCCAGGUUGGACGAAUUGGUUGAGCUGCGCAAGUUUGUUCAUUUCAAAGUCUUGAUUGAGGAACGGACUCGAUCGGAUUGAGUCUCCAAUAGAGCUUCAAUUGGACCGUCACGGCCCACUUGUAUUGUACUCUUAUUGUAUUCUACUAUCUUAAAGUUUUG